This is a messenger RNA of Malassezia pachydermatis, 1890 nucleotides long. RefSeq names its product atp binding protein. Gene Ontology annotation, cellular component: fungal-type vacuole; CORVET complex. The transcript has a single exon. The record is from RefSeq and is a predicted model, not a curated record. Gene Ontology annotation, biological process: vesicle-mediated transport; intracellular protein transport. NCBI's taxonomy places the organism in Eukaryota, Fungi, Basidiomycota, Malasseziomycetes, Malasseziales, Malasseziaceae. The coding region runs from base 1 to 1890 and encodes 629 amino acids.
AUGGCAGUCGAGUGGGAAGGACUAGAUGUGAAUCCCAUCUUGGAUCUUGCUCAGAAUGUGUUUUCAGCAACGCUGGAUGCCAUCCCUGAAGCCAAGACGCUCCUCAUUGACCCCACAUUGGCUGGCCCGUUGGGCUUAAUGACAGAUCUGGCAGCGCUGCGACAACGUGGUGUAGAAAAGAUGUUUUGGAUGGAGAAAGUGGAUAAUACCAGCCGUGUAGCACGUCUGCAAGCUCCUACGAAGCACGUUUUGUACUUAUGUCGACCGGAAAUCAGUUGGAUGAAGACGCUCGCUGCGCACUAUGCAGCAGAUACAGCAACACAAGCGAACGGAAUACCACACUACACCUAUACAGUGGCUUUUCUUCCUCAUCGAACAGAGACGUGUUUGCACUUUCUCCAAGAGAAAAAGCUCCUGCAGCACAUUCGUGUCCUAGAUAUGGGUCUGGAGUUUACGGUGUUGCAUCACGACCUACUCAGCUUGGAAGACCCUUAUGCAUGGCCUCGCCUGUUCUUGCACGGUGAUCAUACCCCUCUAUUCCAUGCAGCACAAGCGCUUAUGACUAUGCAGCGCACGUAUGGUUUGUUCCCUCGGAUUGUAGGCAAAGGCGACUUGGCCAAUCGUCUCUGCGAUCUGCUCGUGCGACAACGCCGAGAACAUUUGACGUCCGAUGGCCAAGAACAGCUUUCGCUGCGUACAGCAGCCCCAGCUAUCGAUGCACUGAUUGUAUUGGACAGGACCGUGGAUCUAGCGACCCCAUUAUCGACGCAGCUUACUUAUGAAGGUCUUGUCGACGAAGUCAUUGGCAUUACCAAUGGGUUCAUCGAUGUCGACGCGGCGUGGGUAGGUGGCGCGCAGUCGACUGGGACAGGAGCCAGAAAAAAAGUACAGAUGGAUGGCGCGGAGGAUGCUUUGCUCGCUUCGAUUCGUGAUGACAACUUUGCGAUUGUAGGUGAGAAAUUGCAUCGUACAGCCAAGCGGCUCAGCAAAGAUUAUGAAGGCCGUCAUCAGGCCAAUACCGUGCGGGAACUACAUGCAUUUGUUACCAAACUAGGCUCACUUCAAAGUGAACAUGCAAGUUUGCGUCUGCAUACGUGCAUCACUGAAUAUCUGUUAGCCACAAGCAAUUCGGAACGGUUUCAUCAUGUGUUGGAAGUGCAACAGAAUCUGGUGGCAGGCGUCCACUUAGCGCAGCAACUACAGGCUAUUGAGGAACUUGUGGAUGUAGGUACACCGGUGCUGACAGUGCUUCGAUUGGCGUGCCUCGCCUCGUAUAUUAACCAAGGUCUUAAGCCUGCAUGGUUAGAAACAUUCCGAACAACCGUCAUCCAUGCCUACGGAUUUGCCUAUAUGCCUGUCUUGAUGGCCCUAGAAAAGAUGAAAAUACUCUAUGCCACACCUACACCGACCCCCAAAGCCCCGAGAGUGUCCAAGUUUGGCACGGUACUCAAGCCAUUAUGUCUGGUGGAUGAUGAUGUGGAUGAACGUACGCCGGAUGAUAUUAGCUACGUGUUCAGUGGGUAUGCACCAUUGUCCAUUCGCCUCAUUCAAACGAUCUGCCAGCACGAUGCCCAUCUACACAAAAUACCUGUAUCUAAUUUAGAAACACUUCCUAACGCAGCACGCAUUGCUGGAUGGCACGGUGUCGAGGAGAGUGUAUUGCAACUCCCUGGGGCGACGUUUGACUUCAUGCAAGUGGAGGACGAGGCGCCGAUGCCAGACGACAUGGUCCGCACCACAGUGGUGUUCUUUGUCGGUGGUGUCACGUACGCGGAGAUGGCAGCAUUACGCCUCAUGAGUCAGCAGCAACGUACGCGGAGAUUCGUGGUGGCAACGACAUCUAUGAUCAAUGGGAAUACCCUAUUGCAAAGCUUGCAGCAGGAGCCGUGA